CGGUGUUUGCGAAUAAUGUUUCCAUUUUGGUGGAGUAACAUCAGCUAUCCAAAAGAAAAGCUUUCAUGGUGCAUUCCAGGCGUUGCUGCGCAGAAUUGAAAUUUAUGACGUCAUGGUUCCGCGAGAGCCUCCCUUUCUCGCGAUAGCUUGAUGUCAUGUGCGGUCGGUCUGAGCAGCACCGCAUAAAGUCGAACACAUUUGUUAAAACAGUGCCUAAAAUUCAUAAAACAUGUUACCAACGUAGAAAUAUAACUUAUUUAGAUGGCUCAUUAGCCCGCUCCAUGUAGAACCGUUGGCAUUUUGGAACGGUCCAGUUGCAGACGUCUCUCAGUUUUCCAUAAUACCACAUCAUUGUCCAGCCUCUGGAUGUAAACUCUUCAGUGCUAACGUAAUUCCCCCCAGAACUGAAAUAAGUUACAUCUUUACGGGUGAGAAUAUGUUUUUUUAUGUAUUAACUCGGUAUUACAGAAUUUUAAACUAAAGCAACGUUUAAUGUCGUGUUAGUUAAUAAUUUCGUCUUUGUGUUUAAAAUGUUUGUGUUUAUAAUAUUUGAUAAGCAUAAAAACUGCGGUUGUUGCACAGCUGCUGAGUGUUGUGUUCACCAACCGCAAGAUUUUUGCAACCAACCCCAUGUCUGGUCAAACCUAGCCAAAAACACAAAACGUUACUUUCAUAAAUAAAAUAAACUUACAUUCAUAUUUACGACGAGCAACAUCCUCUUUUUACAAUUAAAGUUAAAUUAGUGUUUUUAUUUUCACCUCAGUAAUGAUACUAACUAUACUUUGAAAUCAUAUGUAACAUAUUUGACAUAUGGAUGUAUAUGUGUUACUGGAAAUGUUACUCCUUCUCGAUAAGGGACAGCCCACCUCCGCUUUGCACACUCAGCCGCCCCGCAUAGACCUCCCCAUAUCUGGCAAAAUUCUGAGACAGAAAAAUACUGAACCAGUGGACAGAAAGAAGACAAAAGAUCACAAGCAAAAAUCUGCCAGAGAAGGACUUUAUAAAAUUUAGCAGAAAAAUGGAUCCCAAGAAGUCUUCAAAUGUGCCUCAAUCCAACUGGAAUUCAUCAGUGAAGCAGCCCGCACCACCACCAUACCAGGUCAACCCAGGAUACCCUAACCCUGCAUAUCCUCCACCAAUGGGUUAUCCGAACCCUUCUGGAUAUCCUCCACAGCAAAACGGAGCUCCUGUCCAGCAAUACGGACCUUCAGGUGGUCAGCCGUAUGUACAGUCCCCUUAUCCAGGACAGCCUCCGAUCAGUGUUCAGCCGACUGUUUAUGUGGGCCCCACUCCUCUGGCCCAUCCACUGCCAGAUUACCUGUGUUACUCCAUUUUUACCAUGUUCUGCUGCUGUUUACCUCUGGGCAUUGCUGCUCUGGUUUACUCCAUAUCUACUCGAAAUGCAAACAUGUCUGGAAAUCAAGGUGAUGCACGGAACAGCUCCAGAAUGGCGCGCAUCCUUAACCACUCUGCUCUUGGUAUCGGCAUCACCUUCAUUGUGUUGUACAUCAUCGCCCAAGUCGUUAACAAAAAUGGUUCACCAUAGAGGGCCCAGUGAGAGAUUUCCAAAUAUUAAUACCACAUACAAUGUUACAAAUAUAAUUGUAUAAACACGUUUGAUAUUCUGCAUUUAAAUGUGUAAUGUAUACAGCUUUUUAUGCUUAACAUUAAUUGGUUCAGUUUAUGGAGCAUUAAGGAAUGAUUUAGCAUGUUUAUUCAGACUGACCAACUCAUGUCCAGCCUUUUAUUAUCCACUGAAUUAAAACAAACGCUUUGAAUGUUUCUUGCAUUUUAACAGAAUAUAAGCUUUUGUGGUAAAUGUAUCAUAACAUUUGUUGUUUUUAUAUACAUAUUGUAUUAAAACUUCAGGUGGCCAAAAUGUAAA
Molecule: messenger RNA, 1885 nt
Organism: Paramisgurnus dabryanus
Lineage: Eukaryota; Metazoa; Chordata; Actinopteri; Cypriniformes; Cobitidae
Source: RefSeq, a predicted model, not a curated record